AUGGAGAAAACCACUGGUAACAACACCGGCGUCAAGGACGGCUUAGCGGGUGAUCGUGAACAAUAUGCUACGACUCCCAAAAAUGGCGUCGGCACAGAAGUCGAGGUCGGGUCGACGCAAGACCAGAUGUAUGCCAUGGUUGACCCGAUCCUGGAUGCGAAGAUGCAGCUUGUGAACAACACUUUAGAUGAGAUCGGCUGGACAAAUAUGCAUCUGAAGCUCUUUUUCUUGAACGGCUUCGGGUAUGCGGCCGAUUCACUCAUUCUGGCCCUUCAAGCAGUGACCGCAGGUCAAGCUGCGCUUGAGUUUCAGCCGUCCUUCGCGUACGGUCUCAACGUUGCUGUCUAUACGGGCAUGUUGACUGGAGUGCUGUUCUGGGGCAUGGGGGCGGACAUCAUCGGUCGCAGAUUCGCCUUCAAUUGCUCACUCCUCUCGUCGUCCAUCUUUGCCAUCGUUGCAGGGGCCGCCCCGAGCUGGGUAUCCUUGGCUACUUUCGUCGCUUUGGCCGCAUUCGGUGCCGGUGGCAAUCUGGUGCUUGAUACAGCCAUUUUCCUCGAGUAUCUACCGAGCAGUAAACAAUGGCUGCUAACCCUUAUGGCAACUUGGUGGGGUUUGGCAUACGUGAUCGUUGCGACCUUUUGUUGGCCGAUCUAUUCAAGCUCAAGCCUGACCUGCUCCGAAGCUGCGACCUGCACCAAAGCAAACAACAUGGGCUGGCGAUAUGUUUGGUACGGCAACGGAGCUCUCGUUUUCCUCUGCAGUAUCUUACGACUUACGGUGAUCCGAUUGCACGAAACUCCCAAGUAUUUGCUCGUCAAGGGAGAUGACGCGAAGGUGGUCAAGGGCUUACAAGACAUUGCACGAAAGUACAACCGGCCGUGCUCGUUGACUUUGGAGUCGUUGGAAUCUCUGGGCGCCAUCAGCUCGACUUACGGCCAAAGCCGAUACAGCUUCGGAGAGCUCGCAGCUCAUGUUCGUGGCCUCUUCAUGACCAGAAAACUGGCCAUCUCGACGGGUCUACUUUGGCUGUCGUGGACGCUUAUUGGCCUGGCAUAUCCGUUGUUCUACGUCUUCCUUCCAGACUAUCUUGCUUCCCGUGGCGCCAGCACUGGACAAUCAGGUGCCUACUACACCUGGAGAAACUACAUGCUCAGCAGUGUAACGGGUAUCUUUGGUCCUAUUGUUGCUGGUUACAUGUGCAACUUGAAAGUCCUGGGUCGGAAGUACACAAUGGUAAUCGGAGCUCUGAUCACAAUGGCUUUCUUCUUCGCAUACACAGCUGUACGAACUCCGGAACAGAAUGUCGCCUUCAGCUGCAUUAUUGCCUUCACACUCAACAUCUACUACGGCACCUUAUAUGCCUAUACCCCAGAGGUCCUGCCUUCAGCCCAUCGCGCCACUGGCAAUGGUAUAGCCGUAGCUUGUAACCGAGUCAUGGGUCUAAUCUCCUCGUUCGUCGCUGCUUACGGCAAUACUGCCUCCUCGGUUCCCAUCUUCGUAUGCGCGGCACUUUACAUCGCCAUGGCUAUAGCGGCGGUUUUGUUCCCGUACGAGCCUUACGGGAGACGAGCCAUGUAG
Cyphellophora attinorum is the source of this 1578-nucleotide messenger RNA. RefSeq names its product putative MFS-type transporter. The coding region runs from base 1 to 1578 and encodes 525 amino acids. Gene Ontology annotation, molecular function: transmembrane transporter activity. The record is from RefSeq and is a predicted model, not a curated record. NCBI's taxonomy places the organism in Eukaryota, Fungi, Ascomycota, Eurotiomycetes, Chaetothyriales, Cyphellophoraceae. Gene Ontology annotation, biological process: transmembrane transport. The transcript is spliced from 10 exons.